Molecule: messenger RNA, 441 nt
Organism: Rotaria sp. Silwood2
Lineage: Eukaryota; Metazoa; Rotifera; Eurotatoria; Philodinida; Philodinidae
Source: the annotation of a GenBank genome assembly
AUGUAUCGAAAUGAUUGUCUUCAUUUGUUUCAUCAUGUCGUCGAUCACUCGUUAUCAAUUGAAAAUAUUCAACAAUUUUUAAAAGACAAAGCAUUUAUAGAAAUAUGUCAGUUUUACGAAGAACGAUUCGGUGAAAAGUAUUGUCAACUAUCAUCGAAUAAUAACUAUUGCAAUACAAUAUCUGAUAAAAAUAAUUUAUUAAAUUACUCUCAAGCUUCUUAUUCCUAUUGGAAUCAAACAUUUUUCGAAUUUUCAUCUAAUCCAUCAACACAUUAUGAAAAUCCUUUUUCAUUUUCUGCAGCUGAAAUUAUUUUUGAUGGUUGUUGGCUCGAUUUGUGUAAAAGAUUUAUAUGUAAUUCACUACAAAGAAGUGGUGUUCAUUACAACAAUGAGAUCUUUACCUUUGAUAUUGAUCUUGGAACUGAUGCUAUGAAACUUUAA